AUGCUAUAUGGACAAAAAUAAAGGAAUUAAUUCUCGAUCUCGAAAGAAACAUUAAAUUCAUAAUGUUAGAUUAUGAACGUGCAACAGGAAUAUCAGUUAGUGAAAAUUUUCCAUCUGCUGCAGUACAUGGAUGCUGGUUCCAUUAUAAUCAGGCAAUUUUUCGAAAAUGGAAAUGUUUAAAUUUGUUACAUGCACCUCAUGAUGUUUUGUUUAUGACAAUGACGUUACCUCUGGCUCCACCAGAAUAUUUCUCAAAAGCUUACAAAAUAAUAGAAAAGCAAGCAGAUACAAUGGAAGAGUAUCCAGAUAUUUAUUUCUGGCAUAUCUACGUCGCAAUUGGCUUCAAACCGCAUCGAAAGUUAGCGUUUAUAAAUGUCUUAUAAGGACUAAUAAUAUAGUUGAAUCUUUCCAUAACGUAGCAGCAAAAAAAUUUGGUUCGAAACAUCC
This is a messenger RNA of Solenopsis invicta (red fire ant), 447 nucleotides long. RefSeq lists its product as uncharacterized. NCBI's taxonomy places the organism in Eukaryota, Metazoa, Arthropoda, Insecta, Hymenoptera, Formicidae. The record is from RefSeq and is a predicted model, not a curated record. The transcript has 2 exons. The coding region runs from base 63 to 383 and encodes 106 amino acids.